AUGUGUUCUUAUGGAGUCUCAGGGGUAUUUUUGACUUUUACGUUACUUUUGCAUUUUCUUUGUGUUCACUCAAUAAAUCCUCUGUUUCCAACCGCAUCCAAAGGCACGAAAGUGUCCAAGACUGUUCCUGCUGAUGGCCACAGAAGAGCCAAAUACGGCAAAAGUACAUUGUCAGCAUCACCGUUAUCAGGAGACGUAAAGUCACAGCGGGCGAUCAAGGAUGCAAUUGAACCUCAUGAUUACAUGAUCUCCAUCUACAAGACCUUUUCCGCGGCUGAGAAACUGGGACUGAACGCGAGUUUUUUCCGCUCGUCAAAAGCAGCAAACACCAUAACGAGUUUUGUGGACGAGGGUCAAGAUGACCUUUUGAACUCCCCACUGUGGAGGCAGAAAUACUUAUUCGACGUAUCGACUCUUUCUGAAAGCGUGGAGCUCUUGGGUGCCGAACUGAGGAUAUACACAAAGAUCUCCGGAAGCUUCCGAGCGUCUGAGACGGGCCCAGUGGAGAUACAGCUGCUCUCCUGCCAGUCGCACACUGUCCUUGAUUCCAAAACCUUGGAUCUGGAGGAUGCGCAUAAACCAAAAUGGAAGGUUUUUGACGUAUGGGAGGUUUUUAAGGAACGUCAGCGCCACUCCCACGGGACGCGCUUCUGUUUGGAGCUCAAGGCGACGCUAGAUAAUCCUGAGAGGGAAAUCGACUUGCAAUAUCUUGGAUUUCACAGACAUGGCCGUCCGCAACUAAAGAAAGCCAUAUUGGUUGUUUUCACAAGGUCAAAAAAGAGACAAAGCCUUUUCUAUGAAAAAAGGGAGAAGAUAAAGCUGUGGGGUUUGGAUAGUCUUGGGAAGGAGAAAGGACCUCACUCGAAGUCCCGACGGAGAAGACAGACCAUUUUACCCAGCCGCCAUGGCAAGAGGCACGGUAAAAAGUCCAAAUCUAGGUGCAGCAAAAAACCCUUGCAUGUGAAUUUCAGGGAACUGGGUUGGGACGACUGGAUCAUUGCUCCCUUAGACUAUGAGGCCUAUCACUGUGAGGGAAUGUGUGACUUCCCUCUCCGAUCUCACCUGGAGCCGACCAAUCACGCCAUUAUACAAACUCUCAUGAACUCCAUGAACCCCAGCAACAUGCCACCCAGCUGUUGCGUCCCGUCCAAACUCAGUCCCAUCAGCAUCCUGUACAUCGACGCUGGAAAUAACGUCGUGUACAAGCAGUAUGAGGACAUGGUGGUGGAGUCCUGCGGCUGCAGGUGA
Messenger RNA from Sinocyclocheilus anshuiensis, 1248 nucleotides. It is a transcript of the gene gdf6b, whose product is annotated as growth differentiation factor 6b. The record is from RefSeq and is a predicted model, not a curated record. Gene Ontology annotation, cellular component: extracellular region. The coding region runs from base 1 to 1248 and encodes 415 amino acids. Gene Ontology annotation, biological process: BMP signaling pathway. Gene Ontology annotation, molecular function: growth factor activity; cytokine activity. The transcript has 2 exons. Lineage: Eukaryota; Metazoa; Chordata; Actinopteri; Cypriniformes; Cyprinidae.